AACAACAGGUGGAUUAUUUUUGCUUUAUUGGCGGAUGACAGAUGCUCGACUCGAGAAUUACAAACCAGCAUUUUGAGUGAGAAGCGUUCUGUCUCCUGUUAAUUCUUGGCAUUUUUUAGAGAUCACGUCUGUCUGGCAUUGGACGCCACCGCUGGGAUUUUAUACAUAAAGCAGCUAACACUGAUGACCUGUCUAACUGAACUGUGCGGCUUUUAAGUUUCAAACUUACACUUGACGUGACUGACUGAUUAUCCUUAUUGGGGAUGCAAACCUUGAUAUCCUCUGUUUCUCAUCAUGAAUGCUUUAGAUUUGGAUUUACAAACCGUUUUCAGGCUGUUAAAUACAGGCGCUGCUUCUAAUCUGUGUAGUAAAGACCUCGCCACUAGAAUUUCAUCGUGUCUUAGCCCUCAAACAGCAAGUGUCUUUGUCACAGAUACUGCCAUUAUUUGCUUGUGUCUUACUCUAACUGAGAAAAUCAUCACCGGCCUGUCAUGUCAGAGUCUGCCACAAGAUGUCAGAGUAUUCUGUGAAGAUGUCAUGAGGAGUCUGUUUGGAGAAAUGGAUCUGAUGGCAAAACUGGUCUCCCUUCUCGGCUGCCAAGUCCAGCUGGUGUCUCAUUUAUCUGCAAAGUGUAUUUCAGCAUAUGUCAUCAAUGAUAUUUGCAUCACUGGAAGUAGCUGCUUUCGUUGGAAACACACAUGUGCUGAAGUGUUUCAGAAAUCAACUCCCAGCAGUGAACUGGAUUGCUGUCUGUGGUCACUAACUGCUGUGAUCAAAGGAGUGCUGAGAGCAGAUUGUCAGACCAAAAAAGAUGUUUUGAUGAAGCUGCUUGCUGUAUUGGAUGCCGCUGUCACUUACUUGUACACCAACAUUCUCCCUCAAGACACAUUGGAACCUCACAAAACCAAACUGACAAAUCUUUCUAAAACCACAUAUGCGUUCUUUGACCUCCUUGAAGUCCUCAGCGCUGCUCGGCUCAGAUGUGGGGUCUGUUCCUCUGUGCAAAGAACCAUUUUCAUUCAGUCACAAGUGCUCCUGCACAUCAUGAGAGCUGACGUGGAAUAUUUAGUAAAGAAACGAGUGUUGCUUCUUCUGAAAAGAAUUCUUCUGCGGAGAGCAGGGGAUGACUGGGCUUUAGGUGAUGUGUGCACUGCAGUACAUGAAGAUGGCAGACUGACUGAGGACAUGCUGGCCAUGGCAGAAGCUGUCCUACAGGAAGUGGAUGCUGGCUGGCUAAAGGACGUUCCUGUGAAAGCUCAGGCCAGUUUUUUUGGUGGGAACUGUGAUGUGGGUCUCAGUGGCACACAGAAAGAUGAUGUGAUGCUGAGAGCAUUGUGCCUGAUUUUGCUGAAGUCGCUAGAAAUAAACAUCCAGUUUCCUUGUGUGAAAGGAGCUCAGAGUAACAUUGACAUUCAGCAGUAUUUUAUAGAGCUCAUGUCAUUCCUCUCACAUCAUGGGACUCUUCUGUCUCCAGACACUCACAGCUGUUCCUGGGUGUCUGUAGUGUUUGCUGAGCAGGAUGAUGACAUGAUGGAGUCAGCCAAAGCCUUGAUUGCCUUGUAUUUGUACCAGAAAAGUUUGAGUUCCUCAGACUCAGGGGUUUGUAUCUGGGGCUGUAAUCCCCACUGUCAUUUUAUUCUCCUGCUCCGGUCCCUUUUCUUCGACCACACUGUGCUACUGGACUUCCUCAUCUCAACUGAAACUUGUUUUCUGGAGUACUGUGUCCGUUACCUGAAAAUCCUCAGUGACGACUGGAGGGGGUUUUGUAGGUCUUGUCGUCAUGUUGAAGAUUGUGAUGGUGCAACUGUGACGUUCCAAGCUGAUAUUGAUAUUGCAAAAACAUCUGAAUCAUCUCAUGUCCCUUGCACAAGACCUUCAACAGGAAGUGAUGUCAUAGCUGGAUCAGUACCACGACUGGUUGAUUAUGGGAGCUCAGACGAAUCAGAGGCAGAAGCAUCUUUUUGCCCAUCUGUAACAGUGCUGGAGCAAGUUGAGACUGAACAUGUGUCUGAAUAUCUUUUUGGCAAAGUGGUUGUGUGUCUUGUGGAUUUGAGGACUGCAAUAGCGAGACUGCAUAACAGGGGUCUCUUCCCCUACAACCCUACCUCACUUCUAAAACUAUUAAAUAACAUAGAAACUAAGAGAAACAUGGUUAGGUAGACCUAGCUUCAAAGCUAACUAACACAGACAAAUUAAAAUCAGAUGCACAUGCAAUCUGCAGCCACAGAUCUCCACUGAAAUUUCUGAACAUUUGCAGAAAUUUAAACUUUAAACACUUCUUCCACCCCAUUGUGUGUUUGCUAAUUUAAUACUUUGACUAUUUUUAAAAUGGUUUCAGCUACCAAUAAGAGUUUAGUACUCUCUUUAGCUGUAGUUUAUAGUAGUUGCUCUGUUUUACCAUAAAGAGUUAUGAACUUCAGUGAAAUGUUCUUUUGGUGUUAGUGCAGUCCAGGGUACAUGGCAUGCAGAUAAAUUAAUUUUGAGCAGUAUUUCUGCGACUGAAUAAUAAGCAGUAACCCUGUUUGUUGCAUUGUGUUCUGUCAACCCAUUUUGACAUAAAUGAUUGAUGAUAUAGAAGCUGCUCCGAUAACGCAAUAAAUAAUAUUUU
Molecule: messenger RNA, 2608 nt
Organism: Myxocyprinus asiaticus (Chinese sucker)
Lineage: Eukaryota; Metazoa; Chordata; Actinopteri; Cypriniformes; Catostomidae
Product: protein Lines homolog 1-like
Exons: 6
Coding region: 295-2160 (621 amino acids)
Source: RefSeq, a predicted model, not a curated record